GGCUGCUCCCGCCUCACCAGGGGGAGUGGGUCAUGGGGGCCAGGCCAACUUCCCAGAGCCCCCCUUCCUCCUGGGGGGAGCUGGGGCCCAGAAUGACCCCUGAUCAUUGCCAGGAGUGCAGAGAGGGGGUCUCUGCCACCCCAGGCCCCCUGCAGGCGUGCGCUGGGUGGAACAGCCCCUGGAGGCUAGAGAGGGCAGCGGGAGGAGGCAGGGAGUGGAGGAGCCGCCCCAGGAGGGAGGGAGGGAGCGAGGGAGCGGCCUGUCGGAGAGCUCGGGCGCAGCGGGCCGCGGGCGCAGCAGGGCACCGGCACAGGGGCUGAGCAGCAGGCAAUGGGGACCCUGCGUCCCAGGCAGCGCCGGGUAAGAAGGCUGGGGCAUGAGGAUCUCCAGUGGGGGAGGAAGGCAUUGAGGGACGGGGCCAUGGCUCCCCCCCGUCUGUCCUUCCUGUGUUCCUUGACUCUCAGCCCCAUCUGUCUGUCCCUGUUGAUCUUACCUCCUGCCCAGCCUCCCAUCCCAUAUGACCCAGAAGGCAGUUUGUCCUCUCAGCCCUCAUCAGUGGGGUAUCAAGGAAUGGGUGGUGAUGGGCUAGACUGGAGGCCUCUGGGGCAGGAAUAUGGAACUGGCAGGACUGGAACUGUGGGCAUUCAGGGUGAGACAGCUGUGGUCAGAGGUAGGGCCUGGAUGAGAGACAGCAAUGGAGCUGAGACGGGAGUGUGAGGGACAGGGAUGGGGGUGUAGGGACAGGGCUGUGGGGAUGGAGAUGUGGCCAAGGGGAUAGAGAUAGGUUUAUGGAAACAAGAAAGAGCUAUGGGGACAGGGAUGAAUCUAUGGGGACAGAGGUUUCACUAUGGGGACAAAGAUGGGGCUCUGAAAUGACAGUGUGAAAUGUGCCCACAAUGGCAGAGGUGGGGCUGUAAGCAUCUAGGAUGGGACUGGAGUAAAGGUGAUACGGUGAUGGUCAGAGAUGGGGCAGUGGGGUCAGAUGACAUCCUGGGUCAGAAAUGGGUCAGUGGGUAUCAGAUGGGGUCAGGGCCCAGGAAUUUGCUGUGGUGUCCGAACAGGAGGGGGGUGUCAGAGCUGGGUGGGUAAGGCCCAGAAGUAGGGAUAGAGACAGGUUGGGCUGAAGGCAGGUGAGCUGUGGUGGACAGAGGAAGGGGCAGUGAGGGCAGACUGAGGCCGGGAGCAAGAGAUGGGCUGGUGAGAGGCAGAGGAGGAGGAGUGGGUCAGGAAUGGGGCAGCUAGAGUCAUCCGGAGUUGCCCUGGGUAGAGGGUCCAUAGAAGAACGCCACUGGGUCAAAUGGGUCCUGAUAUUCGGAGAUGGGUCCUCUGGCUGGUCCCAGGCCAACGGAGGGACCUCACCUUCCCGUCCUCUCCUCUCCCCAGCCCCACCCCCGGCACCUGACAUGAGCCCUUGCGGGCCCCUCAACCUGAGCCUGGCGGGCGAGGCGACCACGUGCACGGCACCCAGGGCUCCCAACGCGUCCGUCGGACCGGUGUCGGGCCUGGCAGGCGCAUCGCCCGCGCUGCCCAUCUUCUCCAUGACGCUGGGCGCCCUGUCCAACGUGCUGGCGCUGGCGCUGCUGGCGCAGGCCGCGGGUCGUCUGCGGCGCCGUCGCUCGGCAGCCACCUUCCUGCUAUUCGUCGCCAGCCUGUUGGCCACCGACUUGGCGGGCCACGUGAUUCCGGGUGCGCUGGUGCUACGCCUGUAUACCGCGGGGCGUUCGCCGGCCGGCGGCGCCUGCCACUUCCUGGGCGGCUGCAUGGUCUUCUUUGGCCUGUGCCCGCUGCUGCUGGGCUGCGGCAUGGCCGUGGAGCGCUGCGUGGGCGUCACGAAGCCACUGCUGCACGCAGCCCGUGUCUCGGUGGCCCGCGCGCGCCUGGCUCUGGCCGCGCUGGCCGCCGUGGCCUUGGCCGUGGCGCUGCUGCCGCUGGCGCGCGUGGGCCGCUACGAGCUGCAGUACCCAGGCACGUGGUGCUUCAUCAGUCUGGGCCCGGCAGGAGGCUGGCGCCAGGCCUUGCUCGCCGGCCUCUUCGCCGGCCUCGGCUUGGCCUCGCUGCUCGCCGCGCUCGUGUGCAACACGCUCAGCGGCCUGGCCCUGCUGCGUGCCCGCUGGCGCCGCCGCUCUCAACGGUGCUCCCUGGCUUCCGGCCCCGACAGCCGAAGACACUGGGGAGGGCGCGGACCUCGCUCGGCCUCCGCCUCGUCCGCCUCGUCCGUCGCUUCGGCCUCCACCGCCCCUGGCGGCUCCCUGGGCCGUGGCUCAGGGCGCAGAGCCCGCGCCCACGACGUGGAGAUGGUGGGCCAGCUCGUGGGCAUCAUGGUGGUGUCUUGCAUCUGCUGGAGCCCCCUGCUGGUGUUGGUGGUGCUGGCCAUUGCAGGCUGGGGCUCCAGCUCCCUGCAGCGGCUGCUGUUUUUGGCCGUGCGUCUCGCCUCGUGGAACCAGAUUCUGGACCCCUGGGUGUACAUCCUGCUGCGCCAGGCCGUGCUUCGCCAACUGCUUCGCCUUCUGCCCUCACGGGCCGGCGCUAAGGGCAGCCCUGCGGUGCUGGGCCUCACCAGGAGCGCCUGGGAGGCCAACUCGCUGCGCAGCUCUCGGCACAGUGGCCUCAGUCACUUCUAGGCGCCCCCGGGGCCUAAGCCAGACCACCCCGGGCCUGCCCCAGGUCCACAGUGCAGAGACUUCGAGGAAUAAAGCCUUUUUGCUGACAA
Messenger RNA from Sus scrofa (pig), 2710 nucleotides. RefSeq names its product prostaglandin E receptor 1 (gene PTGER1). Gene Ontology annotation, molecular function: prostaglandin E receptor activity. The record is from RefSeq and is a predicted model, not a curated record. NCBI's taxonomy places the organism in Eukaryota, Metazoa, Chordata, Mammalia, Artiodactyla, Suidae. Gene Ontology annotation, cellular component: plasma membrane. Gene Ontology annotation, biological process: positive regulation of cytosolic calcium ion concentration; inflammatory response; adenylate cyclase-activating G protein-coupled receptor signaling pathway.